AUGUCAUAUCGGUGCAGUGGACUUGUCUCAUGCUUAAGAUUCUGUCCUUUCGAAGAUGUCCUUGCGGUCGGCCAUCAAGAAGGAUUUACCAGUUUGCUUGUGCCAGGUUGUGGCGAGCCCAAUUUUAAUGCUCUUUUGGCUAACCCAUUUGAAUCAAAGAGCCAGCGGCGUGAGCGUGAAGUGAAGCAACUUCUUGACAAGAUCCAGCCAGAGCUUAUCACUUUGGAUACCUCCGAGAUAGUGCAGGUGAAUACGGAUCUAUUAGAAGAAGAUAACGAAAGACUGAAAUCGCUU
Gongylonema pulchrum is the source of this 294-nucleotide messenger RNA. The record is from the annotation of a GenBank genome assembly. NCBI's taxonomy places the organism in Eukaryota, Metazoa, Nematoda, Chromadorea, Rhabditida, Gongylonematidae.